This is a messenger RNA of Gamsiella multidivaricata, 1302 nucleotides long. Its product is annotated as Alpha/Beta hydrolase protein. The record is from RefSeq and is a predicted model, not a curated record. NCBI's taxonomy places the organism in Eukaryota, Fungi, Mortierellomycota, Mortierellomycetes, Mortierellales, Mortierellaceae. Bases 118 to 1236 code for a protein of 372 amino acids. Gene Ontology annotation, molecular function: palmitoyl hydrolase activity; thiolester hydrolase activity. Gene Ontology annotation, cellular component: lysosome. The transcript has 6 exons.
AGAUCCUCCAACCUUAUUUUUUUUUCGCUCGUGGGCUUGACCCAUGUCCUGGUGCAACUGCCGCCCUCAUUCCUUCUCACUGUUUCUCAUUCCCCUUUUUCAUCACCAACAGGAGACAUGCAUUUCUCUGUCCUCUCGUUCCCACUCUCGCUCUCAGUGGCAGCAUUAACCGCUCUGAGUAGCUCUGCGAUCGCUGCCAAGAUUCCCAUUCGACCCGUCGUGUUCUACCAUGGCAUGGGUGACUCUGCUCACUCCGACGGUAUGCUGGAGCUCUUUGCUUCCAUCCAGGAAAUCGCUCCAGAGAUUUUUAUCCACAGUAUCGCUCUGGCAACAUCCGAGGCUGAAGACCAGCGGGCGGGGUUCUUCGGAAACGUGAAUAAGCAUAUUGAUGUUGUCUGCCACCAACUCAAGGCAGUAAAGGAGCUAGAGGGUGGAUUCAAUGCCGUCGGAUUCUCCCAAGGAGGCCAGUUCUUGCGUGCGUACAUCCAGCGCUGCAACGAUCCACCCGUCCACAAUCUUGUGACGCUCGGUUCGCAACAUGGUGGUGUCUCUGAUAUCCCGGGUUGCAUGCUGGAGGACCCAUCCUGUCGCCUGAUGCGCUCCAUUGCCAGGAGUGGUGUCUACAGUAGAUAUGUCCGCGACCACAUCGUUCAGGCCCAAUACUACAAGGAUCCACACAACUUGCAAACCUAUCUGCAGCGAAACAUCUUUUUACCGGACAUCAAUAACGAGCUGACACCCAAGAAUGCAACCUACAAGAAGAACCUUUCCAGUAUUAACAAACUAGUUAUGUUCUUGUUCAUGGAUGACAUCACCGUCAAGCCCAAAGAAACCGCCUGGUUCGGAUUUCAAGACGAGACUGGGGACAUUGUCGAUCUGGAGGAUCAGGACCAGUACAAAAAAGACUGGCUGGGCCUCAGGACCAUGGACCAAGCCGGCAAACUCGUAUUUGAUAUCAUGGAAGGUGAACACAUGCAAUUCUCGCUCGAAGACUUUAAUGAGAGGAUCACUCUCCCAUAUCUCCUGGAGAUCGAAGACGGCGAUGACAACGAUGGUGAUGAUGGCCGCAAAGGAAAGAAGAAACAUCAUCGCAAGCAUGGAGAGGACAAGAAUCACCAAGGAAAACACCAUAAGAAGUGCCAUAAGAAGCAUCAUGGAAAGCACCGACAAGACAUGGUGGAUCAAUCCGAGAUCGUUGUUGACUGGCAGAUCGACCUACAGCAGCAAGUCCUUUGAAAAUUGCGUCUUCACAAAUAUGCAGCGUUGUAUCUACAUGCCAUAUAAAAAGGGGGAAUAUCGUCG